Molecule: messenger RNA, 4284 nt
Organism: Phytomonas sp. EM1
Lineage: Eukaryota; Euglenozoa; Kinetoplastea; Trypanosomatida; Trypanosomatidae
Source: the annotation of a GenBank genome assembly
AUGCCUUUUUCGGUGAACUAUGUGCUAGUGGCGGUCAUAGCCAUCACUUGGCUUAUCUGUCAAAUAUAUAGUCUCGAUGAUUUUAUGUUUAACCUUACUUUGAUGCCAAUGCAGUUGCAUGUUUGGGCAAUAUUUUUGUACGUCACAGUGGAGCCGAAUCUGUUGAUCGCGCUCAUUUCGAUUGUGGUUCUCCUUAAGUGCGGCAUUGUGCUAGAAAAGGUUAUGAACAACAGGGUGGCCUAUGCGACGUUUCUCGCGUUAUCAGCCCUUUGGACUGCCUGCGCUUUGUUCGUCAUCGAGCUAACGUUAAGUGUGAUCUGCGGGACAAGCCGUCGCAUGUACUACGGAGUUUGGCCAGUACUGGAAGCAAUUCUUAUUGCUCAAUGCAAAAUCGAUGGAUCAGCAUCGAUGGGAUUACAAAAGUCGCCAUACGGAGUGACGAAUGACGACACAGCAUACAAUCUUGACACUGGUCGAAGGGAAAGUGUGCAGGCCAAGUGGUCCCUUCGAAGAAAUAAAUUUCGUGUGCAGCACCUGCCGCAGGCUGUUGUGUUUCUCGCUCUUAUCAAGGACAUCGUCUACUUAGUGUUAGGGGCUAGGGGCUCUGCGGAGAGCAAUAAUGAUGGUGCAACCAGCACUAUCCCUAAACACACACACGGCAGUUCUACGUUGUUAUCACUAUGCAGUAUGUGGCUUGCCUGGGUGUAUCUGCGGCAUGUACAGCACCAGAUAAAUUUCCCCUUUGACGCAUUGGUAUAUCCGGUCUCACUACGCCGCGUGGUGUGGCGGCUUGGAAACUUGUGCUCGCGUGCCGUGCGCUCAAUCUAUUCGGUUCUUUGGUCAACAUCUGGUAAUGGCAAGGUAGAAAACAUGCUUUCUAUUGUUAGCAACGAAAACACAUCAACUGAAAAUGUAACCCUGCUGCCCGGUUCUACAGUCGAGGAAGCAGAGCGGCGGCGCGCUGCUGCUCUCGCAGCGCUGUCGACUCGCCUUCAGCAAGUGCGUGUCAGCAAGGAUGAAGCAAAUGAAAUGUGAGAAAAUGGAAUACGUGAACAAAUUUGGAGGUGCAUAUGUCUCUCUUUUCAUAUCCUUUUCUCUCUCCCCGUCCCCACAGGUGGGUACGUACGGCAACCAUGUGCGCUAUGAAUGGAAUGGAUGAGAUAGUGACAUGAGCAAGGUGUGACGACGUGGCACGUGAGAGUAUUCAGGAGAAUAAGCAAGAUAAAGUGAAGAAAGAUAUCGGUAUAUAUAGUUUUACAUCAGGGUAACGCUUUCACAUGCAUUCUCGCACUCCUGUUUUCUGGUUUCAAGGGCGUAUCGUAACAUAGUACAGGACUAAGAAACUGGAACACGAGUAUGGGCGCCUUACUUUUCUAUUUUGUCACCGUGCAUGGAAGCGCAGCGUCCCCUCAAAGUUAUUGACAGUAUGUACCCUAAAAAACUAAAGCUUCAACAAUAUCAUUAGUCCAUCUCUGUUCAAUACUUCGUCACGUAGGAUCAAGUAACUAGAGGCAUGUCAUUAUGUUAACAGUUCGAUAUUGCAACACACUACAAAGUUGACGAUGCGACGACGGUAGCUGCUAAGACAACAAACCCCCUUCGAUAUCAGCAGCAAAAUGUCUCGGCGAUGUGCCACAAAACAAGCUUCCAUUCGACGCCAAAGAUAAGGUUCUGGCCUCUAGGGCAGGAUUAGUGUAUGUCUAUCUUCACUGAACAAGAUUGCUGUACUGGCUUCUUUAUAGCUUUCUAUCAACAUCACGAGUCAAGUCGUCCCUCAUACAUUAAAAGGAAGUGCCGCAGAGGCGGCGGCGCAACAAAACACCUUCACCCAUGAGCAUCAUAUGUUUCAGCGAAAUCCCUUAUUCGAGUAGAAAUUGAUGCCCCCGCCGAAGCAAAUUAGAACGGUGAUGGGCAGUUGCUUGGAAGUACCGUUGCUUCGGUGUUCGGCUUUGUCCUCCUCGCGCUUUGCUGUCUCUUUUACAUAGUUACUCUUUGUGUCAUUAUUAUUUCCAAUGUAGGAUCAAUAUUUACUCUAGUUACUGGUAACUUCUCUCACACAAUAGAGAGUGCGAUGUCCUUGAGAACUAUUACCAUCAAGUUGCUGAACAUAAUCUUCUUGGUAGUGAUGCGGAUACAGUGCAUGAAAAACUGCGUGUGCCUCGGAUGACCAUCGACGAUGGGAUCAUUCUGUGGGAAAAAAUGUCGUUAAUUACGUCAGGUCCACGUUUGAAUUAUGCUAGAACAGUAUUUUCAUGACUGCUUUUAAAGGGGACACAAACUUCACGUUAGAGGCUAUUGCCUCAAAAGACACUGAGGAGCGCCUGCUAAGGCUUCUACGUGGGUUUUUAUGUGUUGUUUACCCACCGCUUCUAAGAGGCAGUAGCUUAUAUUAUAGUGGUAGCUUGGCUCAGAUAUAGCCACAGCUGAGAAUUUGUUGGCCACAAGUAAUGGUCUUACACCUAAAAACACGAAGUGCAUCAGUUUUAAUGAGCCUACCUGCUCGACAUCGCUACCCUAGGGUUGUGUAUGUGUUGGAGCGGCAUUGUUCCUCCGUCCACACCGCUUGUAUAGGUUCCGCCGCCCCUCAUGAUGUGGCUUGUAGUACAUCAUCUGAACGACCCCGCGUGGCGGCAUGGAGCGGAACGAUCACACCGUUGUUUAGAUUUCCUUUUUAUUGUACGUGCGUCUCGAUGUCUCUGGCACAUGGGUGCGCACUAGGUUGAAUUACCUUUUUAUCCAUUUUAACCAGACUUGGAGUGAUCCACAACGAGCGUUCUUUAUACCCUUGUGUAUGACACCGUGCCCUGGCCCUUGCACGUAGAAUGGGUUUCCAUUGAAAAUAUUUUAACCUCAUUUUUUUGUACCUAAUCACAUGGCGUGUGGGUCUAUACCAGGCGUUGAGUGUUGGUAACUCUGAGUGUGAUGAAUAUGAGCAACUCUGUUUGACCCUCAUUACUUUUACUUUCCAUACUUUGCGCGAAGUUUCUAACCGCUAGUAGAAAACCGAAAGCCUUUUACAAACAAUACAAAGAGCAUUGCAUAUCCCUUUAUACACUUAUACAACAUCCUAAAACUACGCAAAUGGGCCAGCAAAUAUCUGAAUGCACUCAAACACCACUGGAUUUGCUGGGGUUGCAGCAAAUCAGAUGGAAGGGGAGCGCGGGCGCUUGCUACGAGGUUUGGAAGUGCUCCCCAUUCUGCGGAUCACCGGAUUUGAUAAAUGCACUCUGUUGUGUCAUCCAUUGGACUUGCCUAUCGUGGUGUUCGGCAUCCAAACUCUACGCCACCUCAUUGGACGAAAAAUGUGCAAUUUGCCCUCACUGUUGCUGUAUCCUGUGUUGUCCCGUGGGGCGUUUGUUCACACGGUACAAUCUCCGCAAGAAAUCCGGUACCGAGGGCAACAUGGUGGGCGACUGCAUUUGCGUCUGGUGCUGCUCCCCCUGCGCGUGCUGUCAGGAACUACGCAGCGUGAAUAUGAAUGGAUGGCGUAUCGUGGGGGACUUUGAAUUACCGGAUCUCUGCGCUCCUAAAAUCAAAAUCCUUGUCUAAAUGUAUACGUCUUUCUUUUGAGUAUAACAUAUAAUCGUUUUAUUUUUUCACAUUUAUCUAUACACACAACUUUAAUGUGAUUUUAUGGACUAUGGUGAGAACGAACUUCGAGAAUGGUAUGUGGAUGUAUCGAAUCACUACGUACACACUGCUGGCGGUCUUCCAGGCACGUUGCAGUGGAAAGCCUAUCACGUUUUGACAAUAGCCCGUUUCUGUAUGAUCAAUAAGCUCACUGAGUACGCAAGUGUGAAGGUAAUCCUAGGGUUAAAAGUAUCGCCAACUUCACACUUUGUUAGGCUUUACGAUUGUAUACACUUAGUCAAGUCAAUGAAAGCCCUGUUUUGCGACAGGUACUAAAAAAUUGAUACACCCUCCAUCAUCGCAGUUAUACAUGCAAAUUUUAUACACAUUAUACCCAAAUGCAUCGGCCUCCUUUUAGCCACGGUCCCAUUAUGUGUUUACAUAUAUCUAUAUAAUAUCAAUUCUAUUAUAUUCAUCUUAUUUAGCUUAUAUACUUUCCAUCCCCCAAGCGCGAGACAUUCAGGCACGGCUUUUAUUUAUAACUGUGAAAAAAGGUCGUGUAACUUUCCAAUGGGGAUAAAUAUAUUUUCUCUAAGUAAUCGUAAUGAGUAUUUUUUAUAGAUAUGGGGUAGAGUCCCCAAAAGCGAUUGUCGAGGGGAAGCCGAUACUUCUCCUGGUCCGGUACAUUCUAAAGAUGUCGGGAAUCUGGAAAAA